Phytophthora infestans T30-4 is the source of this 771-nucleotide messenger RNA. RefSeq lists its product as uncharacterized. The record is from RefSeq and is a predicted model, not a curated record. Lineage: Eukaryota; Oomycota; Peronosporomycetes; Peronosporales; Peronosporaceae. The coding region runs from base 1 to 771 and encodes 256 amino acids. The transcript is spliced from 5 exons.
AUGGGGUCCCGUCGUUUCGAUCUGCACAAAGCGCGCUCUGUCUUGGUGUCAGUGUCACACAAACCGACCGAGCAUUUUGGCGCUGAUGGCGAACCGAAUCUUCGCCAAUGCCACUUCCAUGACAUCGUCGACGCCAGCUACGCGAGCGGCGGGACCAACAUCACCACGACCAGCGAGAUGCUGGCCCUGCACGGAACCACCACUACGCUCACGACCGGGACCAUCCACGACAUCACCUCCACCAGCACCAGCUACGCGAGCGGCGGGACCAACAUCACCACGACCAGCAAGAUCCUGGCCCUGCACGGAACCACCACUAUGCUCACGACCGGGACCAUCCACGACAUCACCUCCAGCAGCACCACGACCAGCUACGCGAGCUGCGCGACCACCAUCACCACGACCAGCGAGAUGCUCUCCACUCGCGAUACCGCUGCCAAGUCGCCGACCAGGAGGAUCGCCUACCUGAUGCAUGGCUACUAUGAGCGCCAACUUCGCCUCGUGUCCGGCGUCGCUUUCGUCUGGCGUGCUCAUGACGACGCCAGCACUACGGUGAUCAAUACUAGGCGGCGGCAGAGCGGUAGGGCGGUGGCGGUGGCAGUGCGGCAGAGCGAUGGCAGUGCGGUGGCGGUGGCGGUGGCAGUACGGCAGAGCGGUGGCAGGGCGGAGGCAGAGCGGCAGGGCGGUGGCGGUGGCAGGGCGGCAUCAGAGCGGUGGCAGUGCGGCAGGGCGGUGCACAGGAGGCAGCGAGUCGAUAGGCUCAAGAAUUAA